This is a messenger RNA of Endocarpon pusillum Z07020, 288 nucleotides long. RefSeq lists its product as uncharacterized. The transcript has 2 exons. NCBI's taxonomy places the organism in Eukaryota, Fungi, Ascomycota, Eurotiomycetes, Verrucariales, Verrucariaceae. The record is from RefSeq and is a predicted model, not a curated record. Bases 1 to 288 code for a protein of 95 amino acids.
AUGUCCUACACCUGGAUGUCUCUCAAUUUGGCGACUGCCAGCGCUUCCAUGGGGAGUAGAUCAAGCUCACCGCCGCUGUCCGAUGGCUCCUCUGUUCGAUCAAUCGAUGGAAACAGGUAUUCCCAAACCAUCGCCGACCAGUUCAUCAACUCGAAGAAGUUCUACAGGCGGCUCGAUCGUCUUCUUGGAGCAAAUGAAUACACGUGUCAGUGGCGACAGAACUCCUACAUCAUCGAGGAUGCUCCUAGGAUCCUCAGCCCUACUGAAAUAGCAGGCCUCCGACUGUAG